Molecule: messenger RNA, 1584 nt
Organism: Harpegnathos saltator (Jerdon's jumping ant)
Lineage: Eukaryota; Metazoa; Arthropoda; Insecta; Hymenoptera; Formicidae
Product: inositol-tetrakisphosphate 1-kinase
Exons: 6
Coding region: 382-1455 (357 amino acids)
Biological process (GO): inositol trisphosphate metabolic process
Cellular component (GO): cytoplasm
Molecular function (GO): inositol-3,4,5,6-tetrakisphosphate 1-kinase activity; magnesium ion binding; inositol-1,3,4-trisphosphate 6-kinase activity
Source: RefSeq, a predicted model, not a curated record
AUAUGGCGGCCGCUGCGGCAGAGCGUUUCCCGCGUAAACCAAUCUCAACCUCGCGAUUGGCUGAGCUACGCCAAUAGUUUUUGGCUUCUGUUGGAUCUGAAACAAAAGAUACCUCUUCUAAUUACUUGGAGCGACAAGAGAAAGAUCAUACGACGUGAACGUAUGGGGAAUAUACUCAAGCAGCAGACGCAUGACGAAAUGUAAACAACAGUGAAUUAGCGGUUAGGCAGUGGGAAUUGUGACGCGAGAUAAGAAGACGAAGAGGGUGAAUCGUGGAUCUCCGGUUUUCGGACGAGGGUCGCACACACGAUCGAGAUAGAUCCGUGUCCUGCGAAUCGAUCGAUGUGACGGCGUGGCGAACGAAACCGAAUUCGAGAAAAAAUGUGCGACAAGUAUGUCAUCGGUUACUGGGUGUCCGAAAGGAAACGACAGAAAUUUAAUUGGAACGAUUUUGAGAACGUCUGCGAGAGCGAAGGAUUUCAGUUAAAAAUGGUUGAUGUGAAUUCAAGCCUUGAAAAGCAGGGACCAUUACAUGUUUUUCUACACAAACUAACAAGCACGCAAUCGCGUGCGGAAAAUGGUGAUAAAAAUGCUGAAGGUAUAUUGUCGAGACUCCAGGAAUAUAUUGCUAAACACCCAGAUCUGAUUGUUAUUGACCCUUUGGACAAUACUAGGAACUUACGUAACCGGUGUAAAUCUUAUGAAUUUAUACAAGAAGGUAUUAGAGAAAGUUUUAAUGAUAUAUUUACUCCAAACUUUGUAGAAAUUAAGAGCAGGAAUGUUCAUGAAAUAUCAUCAACUUUGAAGAAACAUGGCAUUAAAUAUCCAUUUGUUUGUAAACCACUUAUUGCAUAUGGCUUCAGCGAUGCACAUAAGAUGAUGAUCAUCUUCAACGAAAAGGACUUGAAAGACUGUCAGCCACCUUGUGUUGCUCAGGACUUCGUCAAUCACAACGCUAUUUUGUACAAGGUGUUUAUUGUGGGUGAGCAUUUUCAUGUUGUAGAGCGGCCCAGCUUGAAGAACUUUUAUCAAGAAGACUGUAACUCAUUAAGUACAAUAUUCUUCGAUUCACACGAUAUAUCUAAAAGUGGAAGUAAGUCCAAGUGGUCGAUCCUGUCCGAAGAAGACAUUCCUUUAACCAUGAAGCCAAAUUAUCAAGUAUUCCAGACGAUCGUCAAAAGUAUCAAAGAGAUAUUCAGACUCACACUAGUCGGAGUAGAUGUUGUGAUUGAGAAUCACACUGGGAAAUAUGCAAUCAUAGACGUGAAUGUGUUUCCUGGAUACGACGGUUAUCCAAAUUUCUUCGAGCACUUGAUAGACAGCAUUAGGAAAUUAUUGGUGGAGCAAGGAGUGUGCAGGCAAAGUCUCAAGGGUUGCACACUGAAGAAGUGUCAAAGUGAUGAUCUGGAUUCCGGUUUCGAAAGCGACGAGAAGCGAAAGUGUUCUAUGAAAUAAGCGCGUGACCGCAUUAACACGUUGACUGCUAUCAUGGGAUUAUCGGUGGCCAGUGCUAUGAUUCCGCCACAUCUUGUCGAUUAAAUGUACAGUCAAAAGGAAACGAAUGCUCCCAAUUAACAAAUGUGU